UGCGUUAGCUUUGACCUUCGUUCUCGUCAUUCACUGCUGGCUACGGCCUGAACCUUGUCUGACUCGCGCGCAUCGCUUUAUUAGCAGCUGCUAAGCACUGCAAGCACAGGUUUGCCCAUGGGUGGCAGCGUGGGGCCGCCGCGGAUAGCGGCGCGCCGCCUCGACCAAGUUCAAGCGGCCUUCCCGCCAGUGCAGCAGUCGGUGUCAGCUAUGCUCGCCGCGGAGUUUCUGCAGGCGCACGUCACACCUAACCUGCAGCAUGCCUCAGUAGCGCAGCAGAAAGCUGUAGCGGACAUCGCAGAAGCCGCGAAGCAGGAAGCCGAGCUCGCAAAGUGGGAGCGCAAGACCACGUGGCUGCACCGCUUGCUGAUGUUGGUUUGGCGAUCGGAGCUAUUUCCUGGCGUCCGUGUCUGGCGCAUGAUGAACAGACACAACCGGCUGAUAGCCGCAUAUCACAGCUGCUCGGCCGCAUACUACAACAGCGCGGCUGCUUGUCUCCGCCUGGCAGCUGCGCAGCUGCGGCUGGGGGCUGCCGCAGGGCCGCUGCGCUCGCGGGCCGCUGCCGCGAACGCGGCGGCGGCGGCGUGCUCCGCUGCCGCGGACCAGAGCACGGCGGCGGCGGCGGUGCAGGAGGAGGCGCAGCAGCGGCGGCUCGUUCUGGCGGAGAGCACGCAGGCUGCUAUGGAGGCGGCGGCCAGGCGGGUGUGUUCGUGGCCGUACCUGCUCCUACACCUGGCGCUGGUACUGGUGACGCAAUGGACGCAGCAGCGCUUGGCAACGGGCGUCUUAGGGCCGUGGCUGGUGCUGGCGCGCGUGUUGGAUCUGGCUAGCGUAAUAAUGAACGGAUGAUUAGGAUGGUGGCUGGCUGGGCGGCGGCGGCGGCGGCGGCAGUGGAGGAUCCCCUGAAUCCCUGAUUAGCCCAUGUCUGGAUGGGUGCGUGCCAUGUACAGAGCCGCCGCCAGCACACACGCGUACGGAUGUGUGCGCACGCACGGAGGCGUUGUACGCAAGUAAGCGGAUGGAGGCGCGGUUGGCAGCAGCAGGUCGUGUGGGUGAGGCACGGUGGCGAUCUUAGAGCCCAUGUCAGAGCGACGAGCGAGACUCAAGACACUAUGCUUUGCGGUUUGAUUUCUGCCAUGCAUGGCACUAGUGUUAGCAAACACGUGCGGACGCAACAGGUGGUAGUAGCAGUAGUAGCAGUAGGUGUGUGCGAUGGGACAGUGUCAAGGCAGGUUGGUGGAGUCCCGCCGGUGGCAGUAGCAAUAUAUGCAUGGCAGUAGCAGGCGCUCCUGCGGGUGAUGGCGAUGGCGGCACGCACGGCAGUGGCUAGGCAGGCCGCUGCAGCACCCGCGCUUUCGAACGUCAGUGUACGGUAUCGCCGCCGAAGACGCCGAGCUACAUGCAUGACAGCUUAUGUUUGUACGAGUCAUUUAAGUGCAAUUUGUGGGAUUUCGGUGGGCAAAGGCAUGGGUUAAGCGCACUGGGCCUGUCGCUAGGUGCCUGAGGAUUAGUGCGUGCGAACAGCAGAUAGAUGCGGCGGGCGGUUGAUCUAUGCUGUUGCGGGCACACAGCGAGGUAGCCAGGGCGUUGGGCGUAUGUAUGUAGCGCAUGCACUUCAUUGCUGCUGGUCCGCCCAUCACCAUGAAGGAGGUGCCUUCUAUAGCUGGCGCCCCCGUUCCGUGUAUGCAGCUGCAUGACUUUGGCGAGAGGUCGGCGAACUAGCUAGUCAACA
Chlamydomonas reinhardtii is the source of this 1732-nucleotide messenger RNA. RefSeq lists its product as uncharacterized. The record is from RefSeq and is a predicted model, not a curated record. NCBI's taxonomy places the organism in Eukaryota, Viridiplantae, Chlorophyta, Chlorophyceae, Chlamydomonadales, Chlamydomonadaceae. The transcript has a single exon. Bases 118 to 849 code for a protein of 243 amino acids.